AUGGAUUCAUCAAGAAGUGAGAUUCCUGUAACAAGGAAGAAAAUUUGGUACGCACCAAAUAAGUUUGAAUCAUAUGGCGAUGAAGAAAUCAAAGCUGUUGAAACCUGCUUAAAACAAGGUUGGCUUGCUCCAGGUCCCAUUACUGAACAUUUUGAGCGUGAACUAGCAAACAUUUUUGGAAAACAGUUUGGUAUAAUGGUUAACUCAGGUUCAUCAGGUAACACAUUAGCAUUGUUAAUUGGUGGUUUAAAACCAGGUGAUGAAGUUGUUACGCCCGCAUGUACCUUUUCUACGACUAUCUCACCCAUUAUUCAACUUGGACUUGUGCCCGUAUUCUGCGAUGUCGAACAGGGUUCGUAUGUGCCACCUGUCGCACAUGUCAUCGAAAAAGUUACCCCACGUACAAAAGCGUUCUUUCUUCCAAACCUCAUCGGGAGCAAGCCAAAUUGGGAAGGAUUAAAAGAAAAAUUAAUUAUCUUGGGUCGAGAAGAUAUUUUACUAAUCGAAGACUCUUGUGAUACAAUCACAAACACUACAAUAACGGAUAUCUCUGUAGCUUCAUUUUACUCCAGUCAUAUCAUUACAGCUGGCGGUGGUGGUGGGAUGGUUAUGUGUAAUGAGAAAAGUCAGCGUGACCUAGCUCUACAGUACCGUGAUUGGGGUAGAAUGGGUACUAACAGCGAAUCUUUCACGGAACGUUUUGGGCACUUUGUUGAUGGUAUCGAAUAUGACUUCAAAUUUUUAUACCCUAUUCUUGGUUAUAAUUUUAAAUCAACUGAGAUGAAUGCUGCGUUUGGCUUGGAACAAUUAAAAAAAUUGCCAUUAUUUCUUGAAAGACGCCGUCGGAAUGUAAAUCGUUUUGUAGAACAACUCAAGGAGCUAGAAUCAUAUGGCCUUGUGUUACCCAAAAAUCAUGACAAAAUAGACUGGCUGGCAUUACCACUAAUGUUUCCAAACCGCAAGGCACUGCUUCAAAAGCUCGAAGAAAAUGGCAUUCAGACGCGAGUUUGUUUUUCUGGCAAUAUCACUCGCCAUCCUGCUUACCGGCAGUACCAUCAAGCUUUCCUGAAUGCAGAUGAAAUUAUGAAGAAUGGUUUCUUGAUCGGCGCCCACCAUGGUAUGAACCAGGAAGAUGUUGACUACGUCUGCGAAAUAAUCAAAACACAUGUUUACUCAGUUGAAACUCCUAGAGAUAUUAAUACCCAAUCUUAACAAUAUCUUCAUGACAUAUCAUCGCAAACCAGAAAUAAUUCCCUUCUCAUGCCGACCUUGAUCCAUCAGUGUUCCUUUGAAAACCACAAUAUACCCCUUAAGAUCUUGCGUAAUUCUAAAUUUCAUAUUUGACUUCAUCCGGAUCGUCAGAAUCGAAUGUUACACCACAGAAGAGUGUGAAUGUGGGUGUGGGUGUGCGGUGUGGCUAUCAGUGUGGGCGUGGGAUAUGGACAGGUCUAGAUUAAGAAAAGUUAAACGCACACCUACACCCACCCACAGUCACAGCCGCCCACGCCCACACCCAUACCCUCAUUAUCUCCUCGAAAAGAUACUUCUUCUAUUCGACUAAUAUUAUCAUCUCCAUCAAUUAUGUAUCUGUUUUUUCUUUUUGAUUCGCUUUUGACAAGUUUAGCAAUCUUAUGACGUUUUAAAUGCCAGAUAUUGUACAAAGAGUGGCGUCUUUGUUCAGUAUGCUCAAUUUAUAAUUUUUUGAUACUUUGAGCCCAAAGAGAAGUUAAAAUUUAGUUUCAGCGCUUGUGUGGGUAUGCAUGGACAUCAGGAUUGUACCCACACCCGGUGCAAAGUCUCACAUCAGCGCUGACCUAGCGCUUUCGAGAGCGGGCGAUACCACUCUCUUGCUAGACAAUUGAAAUAAAAUAGCUAGCAUGUUAUUUGAUAGACCGAGCCGAAGCUUGCAUAAUAAUAUUGCAAUUACAGUGAGAACCGAUCUGUUACUAGUAUUGCGAAUAUCUGAUAAUGAUAUUCGAGAAAUAAGAUUAUUGAAAUGAGCCUUUGAUAAACUUGUUAAAGAUAAAUAUUCAUCUUCACACAUAGAUUGAGGAUUAUCAAAAUCAAAACGCUUCUUUUCUUCAUAUACGAUUUGACAUUUGCUUAACAAAAGCGAAAUGUCAGUUGCAUUCACUAUUCACUAUGUCCCAUGGGUUUAUCACCCGUUGGGGCCAACCACUGAUCGGAUAAUGUUUUUCCAUUGUCUCCGAUCUUGUGCCAGGUGGAACAGGUCCUGUCCACUGCGUCCACUCCAUUCUAUGAUGUCGUCCAGCCAUUCUCUACAUGGACGUCCCCUUUUCGAUUUACCAUUGAGUCUUGAAAACAUGAUAUGUUUUAUCAGUCUAUCAUCGUCCAUUCGACAGAUGUGACCGAACAAACGUAGCUUUCUUUUU
Molecule: messenger RNA, 2393 nt
Organism: Rotaria sp. Silwood2
Lineage: Eukaryota; Metazoa; Rotifera; Eurotatoria; Philodinida; Philodinidae
Source: the annotation of a GenBank genome assembly